Messenger RNA from Ruditapes philippinarum (Manila clam), 447 nucleotides. RefSeq lists its product as uncharacterized. Bases 1 to 423 code for a protein of 140 amino acids. The record is from RefSeq and is a predicted model, not a curated record. NCBI's taxonomy places the organism in Eukaryota, Metazoa, Mollusca, Bivalvia, Venerida, Veneridae. The transcript has 2 exons.
AUGCCAGUGCUUGAUGGAAAAACUUUCAAGAUUUAUGCCAAAGAAAAUAAUGAGUUUUGGCAUUAUAAUGGUGCAGGUAGCGCUAGGAUUGUUUCAUCACUAGCCCAACCGGAUGAUUCCUUUGUAAGAUUCAUCUUCCACAAACAACUUGAUGGCUCAUAUAAAAUAGAGUCUCUUGCAAGACCGGCAUUUUAUAUGUACGACGGCUACAACGUUCAGGGUGCACCGUACACGUCAUUACAUGGUCGAGAUAUCGUUGAUGACGACAACAUGCGUUACAUAGUUACCAUGGUAACAGAAGAUACCUGCAGGAUACAGACCAAAGCAUCAGGCCGUUAUGUUCGUCUAGAUGAAGACAAAUAUGUCACAUCAAAGUUGAAUAUCAUUGAUAACAGAUCGCAGCUUAUUUUGUUAGAAUCAUAACUCUGAUUCAUUCGAGUUAAUGAA